This is a messenger RNA of Sinocyclocheilus anshuiensis, 1110 nucleotides long. It is a transcript of the gene sdhda, whose product is annotated as succinate dehydrogenase complex, subunit D, integral membrane protein a. Gene Ontology annotation, molecular function: heme binding; ubiquinone binding. The transcript has 4 exons. Bases 82 to 564 code for a protein of 160 amino acids. Gene Ontology annotation, cellular component: membrane; mitochondrial envelope; respiratory chain complex II (succinate dehydrogenase). Gene Ontology annotation, biological process: mitochondrial electron transport, succinate to ubiquinone; tricarboxylic acid cycle. The record is from RefSeq and is a predicted model, not a curated record. NCBI's taxonomy places the organism in Eukaryota, Metazoa, Chordata, Actinopteri, Cypriniformes, Cyprinidae.
AGAAUGACCCACUGUUACAGAAAACAGCUGCCUUACCAUCAUAAUAAUAUGAAUCUGAUCUGACCUUGUAGUUAAACAGUCAUGGCGAGCUUGAUUUUUUUAAGCACUUUCUGCCAAAGAGGAAUAAGACCUGUGCUUCUCUGCCACACACACCUGUCUCGUGGGUUGGUUGCCUAUCAGAAGAAUCGAGAUAUAGAGCCUUUCCAUUUGGCAGCAGGGAGGAUCCACACAACUUCAGCACACUGCACAGUCUCAAGUUCAAGAGCAGCCUCCAAGCACUGGACUGGUGAACGGGUAUUGAGUAUAGUUCUGUUAGGUAUGGCUCCAGCUGCAUACCUGUGUCCCAGUCCGCUACUGGAUUACUCUAUUGCUGCGGCUCUCACACUGCACGGACACUGGGGGAUUGGUCAAGUCCUAACAGACUAUGUCCACGGUGAUGCUAAGGUCAAGCUGGCUAAAGCUGGUGUCUUGUUGCUCUCCACAGCCACAUUCUUUGGUCUCUGCUAUUUCAAUUAUCAUGAUGUUGGUCUCUGCAAGGCAGUCACCAUGCUCUGGCAAAUAUGAUUAUAUGGCCAGAAUUAAACUGACUGGUUUGAAGGAUUAAUCACCAUUUUAGGUACUUGAGGUAGUUUUAAAAGGUACCUAUCUUCAACUUAACAAAUGACAACAUACCGUCUCCUAACAUAUGUUACAUGUUUGAAUAAUAUUUGUCAUAGUGAUAUUUCACACAAACUUUUGAAUCGUUGGCUAAAUGAAGAGCAAUGUCUGUUGAUGACCUGUAGGCUAUUUACUGGGCAUUCCAGACGACCACCAUGGUUGUUAAUAAUUAGCUUUUUCCUUAUUAGUACUGUAUAUGAGAACAAGGGAGGUCUCUAUGUGUAAGAGACUAUGUUCAGGAACUAUGUUAAUAUUUAUUAUUUCAGCAGCUACAGUCAAUGUCCAGCAGAGGUCAGUGCUUUUCAGUUUUAUUGGGAAUGCUUGAUCAUAUUCACAAUGUCUGCAGGUCACAUCUGUGUUUACAAUAUGCUUUAAAGCCAACAAAUUUACUUGAAUACACUUGCGUAUUUGUUUUAUUUGAAGCAUGAUAAUGUUAUCUUCUUAAUAAUAUUA